Messenger RNA from Zeugodacus cucurbitae (melon fly), 4777 nucleotides. RefSeq lists its product as uncharacterized. Bases 388 to 2385 code for a protein of 665 amino acids. Lineage: Eukaryota; Metazoa; Arthropoda; Insecta; Diptera; Tephritidae. The record is from RefSeq and is a predicted model, not a curated record. The transcript has 10 exons.
UUCAACUUGAGUUCAAUCCUUAAUAUUUGUUGUUAAACUGUGUUCAUAAAGUAUUUUAAUAAAAAGAAAAUUAUUUGUUUAUAAAUAGAGGACGCUUACAGGCAAUCAUUUAAUUAGUUUCAAGCAAAUAAUAUUCGGUUAAUUGUGGAAUUAUGUGUUUUGUCUAGUCUCCAAAGCGGUUUCCAAUAAGCAUACAAAAAGUUACUUCAAUGUAAAGGAAUGGCAUAAGUUUCUUAUUACGCCUCGGCCAUUGAUGGAAGUAAAUACUGUUAUAAAGGACCUUGGACACAAACAAAUAAUGUGCUUGCAGGGAAUACUAAGGGAAAGCCGAUUCAAUAAUUUAAUUUCACUGUAAGUUGGUGUUGCUACAUCUACCUUUAAGGAAGCAUGACCGAUAAGCUGAAACAAAAUAGGCUACCUAAUUUUACGCCAGCUGAAGAAAGCUUUUUACUAUCAUUGGCAAAUGAACAUGUUGCUUUAAUUGAAAGCAAACCAACUGAUGGACAUAUCUGGGAGGAGAAACGAAAAGUGUGGGAAAACAUUGAUAUUGAAUUCGGUAAAAAGUUUGGUUUUAGGAGAGGUUGGAAGAAUCUACGUAAAAAAUAUGAUAAUUUGAAGCGUAAAUUAAGACGACUGGAAAGCAAAGAAGGAAACGUUGGGCAAAUGUUGGAAAAUGUGAUGGUUGAUGAAGCAGACACACAGAGCACAGAUAGUGUCGAUAAAGAUGACGCUUUUGAAACUGAGCCUGAAAUUAAUCAUGAUUUGAAUGAUGAAACAGUCCAAAGCUGCAGUUUAGACGAUCCAAACGAAGAUUCAGAACCAAUUGAAAACGAAGACGAAAACAAGUGGUUCUCAUCGUAUUCCCAGUACUCUGCACAAAAUAAAAAAAUAAAGUCUGUUUUUCUCAGACCUGAUCGAAGAGAACGUUUUAGUGUAAAGGAGGAAUUGCGGUCUGCUGAAAGGCAUCGUUGGGAUGCUAACAGAAAUAAACGGGAAGCUGAAAAGCACAAAUGGGAGUUUGAAAAACACAAAUUGGUUGUAGAAAAGCAAAAAUGGGAGCUAAAGGAAGCCAAACUAAAAGCUAAGAUUUUGCAAAUGAAGUUAAAGAACUUUUUAACUGGAAAUGGUUCAAAAAGUCCAAUCAGCGAUAUGUAUGAAGAUAGUGUGCAAGUAAACCCCAAAUCUCAUACAGGAACGCAGGUUUAUACCAACGCACACAAUAAUGAUGAAGCUCAGAACUUAAACAGUAUCGACACAUUUGUUACAAACAUUAAAGUCGAACCCGCACUUGAAAUUAUAGACAUUGGGAAUGACUCUGCAAAUAACUUUACCGAAGACCGCUCCUCAAGCAGCCGAAGCGAAAAGCGCAUACGCUUAGAUGCAAGAGAGUAUGUCAUCGAUGGUAGUAGCUGUAAAAAACUGAAAACAAUACAACCGGCUUUCAGUGAUGAGCAACUUCAGUGGGAACAAGCUUUAAAGAAUGAUAUGCUCGAUACUCCUAAAAGCCAUUUGCUUGAUACCAUACAGUUAGUUAACGCUAAUAUUAGUCCAUAUGUGGGUGAUGAUGAUGAUGACAUUGAAAGCGAUACUUGUAAUAUUCCAAACGAGGAGUCCAUGCUUUUAGAGACAACAGCUGAUGAUCAAAUGAGAGUUGCAACGAAUGAUCAUGGUUUCUUAACGCUGCUAAGCAAGCAUAAACUGCAACACUACUUGCCUAAAUUGAAAGAAAUUAAUAUUGGCAUAGACUACCUGCAAUAUAUACAAGAAACGGACAUUCGAGAUAUAUGUGGUCGCGAUAUUAGUGCGCGUUUACGAUUUCGUGCAUUAUUGGAAGAUUGGCGUACAGCUCAUAGAAAAUCGCCGCAAUUGGAAAUAGAUACGACCAAAAGAGAUAUUGCUGAACUCAAAGCGCUUAUAAAGGAUGCACAAAAUACAUUUUCAAAAGCCGGAGCAUCUGAAGAAAGCAAAGGGAAACAAAACUCCAAUUAUAAUAAGGUCUUACCAGCAGAACCAUUCCAUUCUGUAUUAGAUUUUAAAGUGUUUGAGGAGUUGAUUAAAACCACCGAAGAAGCAUAUCAAAAUUUGAUAGCUGAAUUACUCACACAAAAUAUUAGCAAUUCUGUAAAUUUUCUCAAAGCCUCAUGGCGUCGCAUAAUGAGUGAUCAUGUUGCGCAGCAUUUUUGUUGGACGGGCACACAAGAAAAGCCCGCUAUACGCACAUUAAGCGUAACGAAGGCAUUGAAAGAGGCUUAUCAGCGUAAAUUUGAUUACUGCACUUACGACGAUUUCCAACGUGCGAUACAACCAUUUUUCCAACAUGCAAAGACACGUUUGCAGAAAAAACAAAACUACGAGAAAUUGAAAGCGACCAACACAACAUUUUAAAGUUAGCUGUAUGCAAGUAGGUGCUUAGCAUUUAAGUUUAAGUUAUGUUUAAGCGAUGGGUGUUAAUUUACGCGUCGUGGACAUUUGCGUGUACAGUUUCAGUGGAACUAAUCUUAAGGGGAAAUUUUAAUAUUUAUCUUUAUAGAUUUAUUUUAAAUAGUAUAUUUAUCACUUAUAUGUAUUAAGCGCUUUAGUAAGCUUAAAUUAUUAGUUUAAUUGAAUUUAAAUCAACCAAACGAAGUAUGUGGCAACUUUGCGCAUUUUGCUUAGUUGAUAUUAUGCUGGAAGUUGUUGUUGUUAUAACGGUUAUCCAAACCACCUUGAACCGGCAUGCCUAAAUUAAUUGUAAUCGAUGUCAUCUAACGGGAGGCCCAGGAAACAAGCUGUUUCGAUGGGGUCGGAACCAAAGGGAAAAGUUGCUAAUGGCUCCUUUGUGAAUGGCGUUCCAUGUUGGUGCUACACUAGGUUCAGGUGGUGGGUGAAGGUCGGGAGUAGCAAGGCCCCAACUGUCUUCAUUUCUGGAGAAAAUAGCGUUAUCCCCUAGGUUUGUGGUGGGACCACUCUUCCGGUUUUCCACGAUUCGGGUAUGUUAAGAGUGGUCAUCGACAGUAUGAGGACCUUGGUGGAAAGUUUACUCGCGAACUGCAAUGGGUGGUAAUUUGACACCAUGGACGCAAUUCACUGGGAGGGAGUGAAUGAAGAUGAUAGCUACUCUGUUAAUGGCGUUCAAUGCUUGUAUGAAGUACUACCAACUUGCGAUUUGAGUACAUUAUUGUGGGUCCGUAGCUUGAUCAUAGUCAGCGUGGUACUCUCUAACCAUGUAUCCUCUUCUGUAUAACAGCGCGCCAUUCUUUCAUCCUUUUGACAGUUUGGCGUCAAUUGGAAAUCCCGAGUGUUGUCAGGUACUUCUCCACCUGAUCUUUCCAUUGCAGUGGAGAUCUUCCUCUUCUUCGGCUACCACCACAGGGUACUGUCUCGUAUAUCUAAUACAAUCUAAUCAAAUGUAUCCAUCGGAACUUCCGAUUUUACAGUAGUGGAAUCGGUCGUGAAAUCAGUUCUAAUUAUUACUUCGGUACUUUCACGCAAACAUUGCUUCUUUCCUUUAGUUUCUUUUAAUAUCUAUUUCCUUCUUUCCAUAAUUAUAUCAUGAUAAAUCUUUCUAUGGGUAUUAUUCCCUUUCUUGUUGGAUAUAUUUCAUAGAAUUAUCGAAUUUUGCUACGCGUUUAUCGGAUGAGACACAGUUUUUCAUUAUCAUUUACUUGAAUGAAAUGUAUUAGUACAAUCCCGUAGAAUACCCCAGCAGUAGUCAGCCAUUCUAUGCCGAUCCAAUCGAUCUUGGUACCUCUCCUCCUGGUGAAACCGCUCCCAUUGUUCUUCGCUAUAGGAUACAGGAUUCUCUUGAAAUUUAUCCAGAUCACUAUGGUGGUAGUGCACUUUGAUGGAGAUAUUAGAUGCCAAUUUCUUGAAGCCCUCUGGCAUGAUUUGCAAUUAUUUGACUUAUGAUUUCCAAGAAUCUCGACCAAUUUUUUUUCGUUUUGUUGACCAGUGUUAUGUAUGCCUCUAUUAUGUAUGGAUACUAGCGUAUAGUUGUCGGUCUACUAACACUGGAUAACUAUUGUCUGGCGAUGGUGUUUUUAUUUGAAUUUUAUAUGGCAAUGUUUCCACUCAAAGUAGCUAACGCCACAUGGGCUCUCUGAAGAUAUGUUUCAGUAUGUAUAAAGUAAUGUAGUUAUUGUGAAAACACACUCGUUGGUGGUUUGUAAAUCAUUGAAAAUUGCAAAUUUUGCCAAAUCGGCUCCCUCUUAGGCUACCUAGAAUCCAAUUACGCGAUUAUAGCCGAACUAACGACAGCGUGCCAUUCGUUUUUCCUUUUCGCUGUUUGACGCCAAUUGGUGAUACCAGCCAGUUUCUUCUCCACCUGAUCUUUCCAACGAAGUGAAUGUCUGCCUCUACCUCUGGUACUCAGGUAAAAUAAAUAAUAAUCGUUAGAAUUUUCAUACACAUGCGAAUGCCAUUUUGAAAAUGCCCAAUCAAUUUGUGUAUCCGCAGUUGUGGUUGUGGUUUCUAGAUUAAGCAGUAAACUAAAGUUUUUUUGUAAGAAUAUUUCUUAUUGUAGUCUCUGUAGACUUUAGACAAAUAUUAAAAUUCACAAAAAUUAUGAGUAGAGAGUUAUCAGUAGUUAGGACUUCUUGAAAUGCUGCAAUCAAAUGUUUGAGAGGAAUAGCCGCAUUUGUGUAAAGUACCAGAAUAUUAUUGUUGAAACAUUUAAUCAAAAAUGCUAAAACUUUGCGGUCUGAAUACAUUUUCUUUAUCUCAGUGUUAUCUAUCCUCAGCUCGUUUAUUAGAGUAGAUCCUCGUUGUUUUAAAAUGUUCACCAGCAUAACUCCAGAUU